AUGGAGUCCAACCGCAAGCGCAAAGGGUUCAUGAAGGGCAAGCUGAUGUCUUUCCAUCGAACAUCAUCAAAGCCUUCCUCAAAUGUACAGUAUAGCAGCAAAAUUAAGCCAAGCCAGACUUCUCCAACAACUGCUUCGGUGGGUUAUGUUGUCCAUCAGGAUUUUAUGAUUGCCCCACAAAAGCAAACGCAGGUCCUCUCGUUUAUAGUUCCUGCUGCAGACAGCCGGCGCGACAAGUUAAGCCAAUUUGAUAAGUUCUUCGGCGUUGUUGGUGAUGUAAGUGUAGAUACCAAGGCUUCUAGCUACAUCACUUCCGUUCGAGAACGUUUCCAGCUUGAACGACAGGUUGAAGACAGCAAGGGUCUCGUGUAUGCAUAUUUGGAGCAAUUAAAGGCCUCUUUCACAAUUGUGAGGAACGUGUUGGGGUUUACUUUUUUUAGCAUACCAAUAACCCCUACUAUGUCUUUAGUGAGCAAGUUUUACUCGUAA
Messenger RNA from Dovyalis caffra, 489 nucleotides. NCBI's taxonomy places the organism in Eukaryota, Viridiplantae, Streptophyta, Magnoliopsida, Malpighiales, Salicaceae. The record is from the annotation of a GenBank genome assembly.